Messenger RNA from Rotaria sp. Silwood2, 3171 nucleotides. The record is from the annotation of a GenBank genome assembly. Lineage: Eukaryota; Metazoa; Rotifera; Eurotatoria; Philodinida; Philodinidae.
AUGAAUAAAAUUUGUUUGCUUGUAUCACGUCGUAAUUAUGCAACAGCAUCAACAUUUCGUGCUGCUGAUACAAUAAUAAAAAAAACUGAACGUGGAAAUCCUAAACCAGAUCCGAAUAAACUUGUUUUUGGUGCCAGUUUUUCGGAUCAUAUGUUAACAAUAAAACAUACAAAUACAUCCGGUUGGGAAAAACCAAUAAUUGAACCAUUGAAGGAUCUUUCCAUUCAUCCUGCUGCAAAAGUUUUACAUUAUGCCACGGAAAUUUUCGAAGGCUUAAAAGCUUAUCGUGGUAAUGAUGGAAAAAUACGUCUUUUUCGACCUGAUUUAAAUAUGAAACGAAUGCUUACAUCAGCUGAACGAAGUGUUUUACCAACAUUCGAUGGAAAUGAAUUAAUAGAAUGUAUAAAAAAAUUAAUUCAAAUUGAUGUUGAUUGGGUACCAAGAUCAACUACAAGUACACUUUAUAUUCGACCAACUUUAAUUGGUACUGAACCAACAUUAGGUGUUGGUGCUCCGCAUGAAUCAUUAUUAUUUGUUAUUACUGGUCCUGUUGGUCCUUAUUUUCCAACUGGCUUUAAACCGGUUUCAUUAUUUGCAGAUACGUUCCAUUGUCGAGCAUUUCCAGGUGGUAUGGGUGCAUAUAAAGCUGGCUCCAAUUAUGGACCAACAAUUUAUGUGAAUCAAUUGGCUCAUGAAAAAGGAUGUCAACAAGUAUUAUGGCUCUAUGGUGACAAACGCUAUAUUACAGAAGUUGGCACAAUGAAUGUAUUUAUUUGUUUAAAAAAUAAAAAAGGAGAUACGGAAUUAGUUACACCACCAUUGAAUGGACUUAUUUUACCUGGUGUUACUCGUCAAAGUAUUCUGGAUCUUGGACGUUCAUGGAAAGAUUUAACUGUUUCAGAACGAGAAAUAACAAUGGAUGAACUUUUAGAAAUACAUCGAGAGAAUCGACUUUUGGAAAUGUUUGGUGCUGGUACAGCAGCUAUUGUUUGUCCAGUUGAACGUAUUAUUUAUGAAGGAAAAGAAUAUAAUUUGGCGACAAUGAACAAAGGAGCUCCAUUAACAACUCGAGUUCAUGAUGAAAUUGUCAAUAUUCAAUUUGGUCGAAAACCAAUUUAUCUUUUUUUGCAAAUUUUUGUUAUAUUUUGUUCACAACCAAAACGUAUUGUCGAUCAAAUGUAUAUAUCAUUUGAUCGUGCACGUUACUGUGUUCGUCGUCUUAAUGGUACACAUGAAAUUGGUUGUCAAUCAUCGAUACGAGGCAAUUCUGGUCGAAUGUAUAUGAUUGAUAAUGAUCAAGAAUUUAAUAUAUAUAUUAAAGAUAAUAAAAUUAUUGAUUCAUCUAAUUCAUUUAUUAUUGUGCUUAAUGUAAAUUUAUUUAAUUCGUAUUAUAUUGAUCGUUUAAUGAAAAUUCUCGAUAGAAAAUUAAAUGGUCUUUUACUUUAUUUAAAAUCAAAUUUAUCUCGUCCAUUAGAUUUUUCACAUGAUGAUCAAUGUCCUAAUAAUCGUUAUCCAUAUUAUUUAAAUCAAACACAAAAAAUGAAUUGGAAUUCAAAAGGAACUGGUUUAUUUUUUCGUUCAUUUCCAUUUCCAAUAAUGUUAAUCGAUGAAGAAGAUGAUUAUAAGCGUUUAGUUAAAUUUUAUCGACAAUUUUAUAAUAGUCAAUCAUUACCUGCUUGUGGUCUAGAAUUAAAAGCAUUUCAAAAUGCAGCACAUACAACAAAAACAUGUAUGAGAAGAAAUGAUAUAUCACAUUCAUUAAUUGAUCUUCAAGAAAUGUUUUGUGAUCCAAUUGGUGGUUUAAAUAUUUAUAGUAAAUUACCUCAAUCAAUCACUAUUGUACCUGAUCAACGUCCGUUAAAAUCAGUUAUUCUUAUUUUAGCAACGACAGAUAGUUUUCAAAUGUUUUUAAAAACAAAAGGAUCAACAGGUGGUGUUCAACAACCAGCUAUAGCACUUAUUACAUUUCUUGCAUUGGCACAUCUUAUUGGACAAGAACAAGAUGAAUUUAAAAAACAAGAUAAAGAAAUUAUAUUUGUAACACUUGAUGGUGAUGCAUUGGAUUACUCAGCUUCAUUUAAAUUUAUGUUUGAUAUGAUUAAUGAAUAUUUUCCAAUUGGUAAUAAAAAUGAACAACCUAUUAAAAUUGAACAUAUUCAUUCAAUUAUUGAACUUCAAUCAUUAAGUAUGACGCAAAAAAUUUGGCUUCAUACAUAUCCCUCAUCAUUAAUCAAUCGAACCUUUAUUGAUAUACUACUUCGUAAUAAUCCAAUGAUCAAUCUAAUUCCAUCUAAUUCUCCCUUACCACCAGCAUCUUCACAAAUUUUUCUUCGACAAACAUUAUCAUCAUCUUUUCCUGCUUACAUAUUAUCAUCAACAGAUCAAUUUCAAUUAUCAAAUCAUUAUUAUCAUUCAUUUUUUGAUGAUCCUUCGACAUUAUCAAUUAAUAUAUCAACAUUAGAAUAUAAUACUACUACGGAAUUUAGUCUAUGGAUUAAACGUAUUGUUGAACCACUUGCUCAAACAUUAAUUGAGUCAUUAGUUGAUACAAAGAAAAAUGUCAUUAUUAAACAAGAAAUUGUUAAUAAUCUAGUUUAUUGUAUUUUAAAAAAUAUUAAUUGUCCUCUUAUUCAUAAUGUUACUAAUCAAUCUGUUGGUAAUACAUUUCAACCAUUUGAUCAAACAUCUAUGCUAUUUUCAAUUAAUACUUAUCCAAUCUCAACAACAGCUACAUUUCCUUUUAUAAAAUAUGUACUUAGUUAUUUUUUACGUGAUCGUUCAUACGAUACACAAAAUUUAACUGAAACAUCAUGUAAACAACUUAUAUAUAAUGAUAGUUUUUGUUCAUAUACAUUUGUUGGUGGAUAUUUACCAUCAAUGAUUAAUAAGAAUUCAUUUUCUGGUUAUUGUGUUCGAUCAUAUCUACGAUCUGUACAAUCAAUCUCACCAGCAUUUGUUAUUGAAAAUUAUGAUCUAUCUCAAACAACAUAUCCAGCAUGGACUGAAAGUCGAUGGACAGCAAUUAGUCUACGACUUUUUAUUAUUCCAACAAGGACACAUGAAAUAGUUACACUUAUUAUUGGUAUUUUACUUACUUUUAUUUCAUUUUGUGUACUUUUCUUUUUACGUUAUUAUACAAAGAUUAGUAUUUUACAACCUUCAUCAUCAUGA